This is a messenger RNA of Medioppia subpectinata, 495 nucleotides long. The record is from the annotation of a GenBank genome assembly. NCBI's taxonomy places the organism in Eukaryota, Metazoa, Arthropoda, Arachnida, Sarcoptiformes, Oppiidae.
AAGUGUUUAAAAGUGUUUCUUAAAAUUGGAGGUCUGGUAGUGUUUUCAGUGGGCGUAUGGACUUUAGCCGACCGUUCAUUUAUGGAGCGAUUGCUGGGCAGCAGUCUAUACGUUGCGUCGGCAGCGCUAUUGAUCGCCGCCGGAGUGAUUGUGGCCAUCAUUUCAUUCUUAGGCUCUUUUGGCGCAUAUAAGGAGAUCCGUUGUAUGCUUUUGACGUUUUUCAUCAUUUUAUUCUUCCUCUUCAUCCUUAUGCUUGUCGGAGGAAUCCUGGGAUAUGUGUUCAGGAAUCAGGUUGACGACCGGAUGUACAGAGAAAUGAUAACAACUGUUGCUCUCUAUAACAACGACACUGCGGUCACUGAUGCGUGGGAUUCCGUGCAAAAGAAUUUCAAAUGUUGCGGAAUGUCAGUAAACGGCGCCAAACCGUAUGAAAUAUAUCAGAGACAGAAUAGAGGAAGUUUUGGUGGCGGCGCCGGAAGACCUAAAGUGCCCAUC